Molecule: messenger RNA, 1887 nt
Organism: Cheilinus undulatus (humphead wrasse)
Lineage: Eukaryota; Metazoa; Chordata; Actinopteri; Labriformes; Labridae
Product: poly(A) polymerase type 3-like
Exons: 17
Coding region: 1-1887 (628 amino acids)
Cellular component (GO): nucleus
Molecular function (GO): poly(A) RNA polymerase activity; RNA binding
Source: RefSeq, a predicted model, not a curated record
AUGUCUUUUUGGAGAAACCUCAACAAAGAGAGAGAAGCAGCUGUUGGCUGCAGUGAUUAUGACGUUGCUCCUCCCGUUAGCGAGGCUUUCCCGGAGGAAAAGGAUUUGGACAGGACCAAAUCAUUGUUGGAGGAGCUCCAGUCCUGUGGGAUUUUUGAGGACAGUGGAGAGCUUCAGCAUAGAGAAGAAGUGGUUAAAAAACUGGAGUCACUCUACAAGGAAUGGCUGAAAGAAACCUGCAUGAGUCUGGACGUGCCUGAGGUGGUAACAGACAAAGUUGGAGGCAAGAUCUUCCCCUUUGGGUCUUAUCAUCUGGGAGCCGACUUCAAAGGGGCUGAUAUUGACAUCCUCUGCGUUGGUCCGGGCUUCAUUGAAAGGAAGGAGUUUUUCACUUCCUUCUAUAAUAAACUCAAAGCCCAGAAAGAGGUGAAAGACCUUCUGGUAAGCCACACACACAGCCUUACCGUCAUCAAACUCACCUAUGAUGGAAUCGAGAUGGACCUAGUAUACGCCAGGGUGAGUCGGAGGAGCAUCCCAGAGAAGAUGGACCUCCUUGAUGACAGGCUUUUGAAGGACCUCAAACCAGAGUGUGUGAGGAGUCUUAAUGGCUAUCGGGUGACAGAGGAGAUCCGCCAAAGUGUGCCAGAUGUGUCUACCUUUCAGCUGGCUUUGAGAGCUAUUAAGCUGUGGGCCAAACGCAGGAGGAUUUAUUCCAACAAGCUGGGCUUCCUCGGCGGGGUUUCUUGGGCAAUCAUGGUGGCGAGCAUCUGCAAAAUGUACCCCAACGCAUCAGCAUCGACUCUGGUGCACAAAUUCUUUGAAGUUUUCAGCAUGUGGAAGUGGCCGCGCCCAGUGUUGCUGAAAACUCUGGUGUACCUUGAUAAGAGCUUCGCAGUGUGGAACCCCCUGGACAACAAAGCUGACCGCGCCCACCUGAUGCCAAUCAUCACCCCGGCUUACCCCCAGCAGAAUUCGACCUUCAAUGUGUCCCGCUCCACGUUAGGCAUCAUGAAAGAGGAACUCCAGAGAGGAUACACCAUCACUGAAGCCAUCCAGGAAGGCAAAGAGAAGUGGGCCAAACUUUUCCAAACAUCAAAGUUCACGGAUCAGUACCAGCACUACAUCAAACUGCAGCUCACGUCGCCUACAGAGGAGAAGCAUCCUGAAUGGGUCGGACUGUUGGAGUCCAAAAUCAGGCACCUGGUGAAGACCCUGGAGAGGAUUGAAUACAUUUCCAGGGCCCACGUAAACACGGAGUCCCUCACUGCUCCUCCAACCAGAGAUGGAAAAAUCACCACUUCCUGGCUCAUCGGACUGCUCCUGGACCCGAAGGUGUACCGGCCCAGAGCAUUUAAUCUUUACUUUGAGCUAAAACCCUUCAGAUGUCAUGUCUACAACCUGUCUGAAACAACCAACAUGACAGAGAAUGGGGUGACUUUAUCGUCCCGGUACAUCCUGAAGGAGAACCAGACCUGGAGGGACCCUCAUCCGGGAAACAGGGUGUUCAGGCCAGCGGCGCCUGUUGUGAGACCGACUUCUUCAGCGGCUCCAUGCGGCGCUGUCAGACCAGCCAUGACUGGUAAAGGCUGGCCUAAACCGCUAGCUCUAAAGAGGAACCAGAGUUCAGUUCCUUCAACAAGCCGCCCGUCUGCCUCAGCCUCGGUGGGUCCACAGGGAACAAAGCGGCCUCUUCAUCAACAGCUGGAAACUUCAGCCAAGAAGAAGAGAUCUGAAGGCCAGCCCACCCAUCCUGUGUCCUCUCCUGCUGCAGAACGUGGAAACUCUGGUCCUUCUCAGAGCACAAAGAGAGUUUGUAGCUCUGAGCCUGAAACUCAGAGCAAGAAGCUCAGACCUGACCUCGUAAGUCAAACUCUCUCUAUCUAUUAA